CCGUUCAUUCACCCGUCAUCAUGCCAACCGCGCACGAGAUCCGCCAAAAGAACUCACAGUUCGCCAACAAGGCCAAGGCUGGAAAAAAUCCUGUCAAUCCAUCACGAAAAGAUAAGCUCGCAAAGCAAUCUCCCGUAGGCCUCUGGGCCCUCGGUUUGAUUGUAUUUGUUGUUGUCGGUGGAGUUUUAUUCGAGCUCGCGAGGCUUCUUUUCUUGUGAUUCAUGCUAUGCAUGAACUUCAUUCAUCGUAGGAUUGGGGAGGGGGAGUGUAAUUCCACUAGCGUCAUCGACCGCGAACGCAUCAGUCGGUGAGGCUUCCACAUGGGUAUGCAACCAUUGCAUCAUUGUAUAUCA
Heterobasidion irregulare TC 32-1 is the source of this 353-nucleotide messenger RNA. RefSeq lists its product as uncharacterized. The record is from RefSeq and is a predicted model, not a curated record. Bases 21 to 218 code for a protein of 65 amino acids. NCBI's taxonomy places the organism in Eukaryota, Fungi, Basidiomycota, Agaricomycetes, Russulales, Bondarzewiaceae. The transcript is spliced from 3 exons. Gene Ontology annotation, cellular component: endoplasmic reticulum.